Ipomoea triloba (trilobed morning glory) is the source of this 4762-nucleotide messenger RNA. RefSeq names its product putative late blight resistance protein homolog R1A-10. Lineage: Eukaryota; Viridiplantae; Streptophyta; Magnoliopsida; Solanales; Convolvulaceae. The record is from RefSeq and is a predicted model, not a curated record. Gene Ontology annotation, molecular function: ADP binding. The transcript is spliced from 10 exons. Gene Ontology annotation, biological process: defense response to other organism. Bases 48 to 3485 code for a protein of 1145 amino acids.
CUGGGGAGUUGAGACGGAAAUGGAUGGAAUAAUCGCAAGUUGGGCACAUGGUAGCUAAGGUGCCUCAGUUUUUGAGGUUUCGCUCUCCUUUACCAUACCAUUAUCACACCAUCUUCAACUGCUUCUCUUCUACCCUAAACCUUAAACUUGCAAUUGCAAUUUCAAUUUCAAUUUCUUAUACAAGCAAUCACGAGAGAGAGAGAGAAAUGGCAUAUGUAGCUUUAACUUCUCUGAUGGCAACACUCGAGCUUGAGUUUCUGCAACCCAUCCCAAGGCCGUCUCUUCAUUAUCAUCAUCAUCAACCACUCAUCAUAUCUUUCUUCCAAAACCUUUCUUCUUUGCGACAAUUUCUAGACAUAUUCCGUUCCCGCAGUGCACCCAGAGAUUUGGAAAUCAAAAUCAGAGACUUCGCACUUGAGGCUGAAGACAACAUUGAAACACAAAUAAGCAACUUUCUUCUACUCUCCAAACACAAUAGUACAGCGCAUCAACAAGAAUCUUCCCAACAACUCUGUCGAACCUUGCUAGAAGCAGCACAAAACGCAGCAGACUUGUUGAACAUUACCAAUACACAAAAAGAUGGAGAAACACAGAGAAUGAGGGCUUGUGAUGCUUUAACUUCUCUCAUAUGGAAGAUUCGGUAUGACUAUGCGGCCUCGGGGAAAAUAAGGGUGAAUCAUAUUCCACCAACACUCAUCGAAUCUCUCAUGGAAAACCUUUCUUCUUUGCGACAGUUUCUAGAGAUAGCCAAUUUUCAUGGUGCUGCUUCAAUCAAAAUCAAAGAUUUGGCAACCAGAAUCACAGACUUCGCAUUCAAUGCAAAGCAGGACAUCACUAACCAAUCAAAUGAUCUUCGUCAUUCCAGAUUGACAGAUAAACAUGAAAAACUUUCCAACAAACUCCUCCAAACCUUGGAAGAAGUAGCAGAGAACACAUCAGAGCUGUUGAACAGUAUCAACAACACAACCAACGAAGCUGAUGAGGCCAGUGAAUGUGAAACACAACCACCUAUUCCUUGGUUAAAACAUAAUGCAUCCCAAUCUGUGAAUGUGAAUGUUAAGGGAGGAGAUAAUGGAUCAUCAUCAUUGAGGUGCUCUGAGGACACAAUAAUGGUGGGUCGUCAAAAUGAUGUUACUACAAUAAAGGAUCGACUCUUCAGUAGCUUUGGUGGUUUAGAUGUAAUCCCAAUUAUUGGGAUGCCCGGCAUAGGAAAGACUACUUUAGCUCGAACAAUUUUUGAAGAUCAAUUAGUUACACAGCAUUUUGAGGUAAAAAUCUGGUUUACUAUGCCCCAAAAAUACAAUGAGAUCCAAAUACAAAGAGACCUCCUUCAGUCAAUUACACAAGUUGUAGUUCAGCAACAUGAAUGUAAAGAUGGAAGAACUGUAAGUGAGAUGGUGCAGGAAUGCUUGAUACAAACGAGGUAUCUAAUUGUUAUAGAUGACAUAUGGAGCACUCAGCAUUGGAGAUAUAUCAGUGACUGUUUUCCUAGUUAUGUGGAAGGAAGUCGCAUAUUGCUGACCACCCGGUUGUAUGAAGUGGCUCAUUAUGCUUGCCCAUUCAAAGGUAAUCAUCAUGUUAUGAGUUUACUAGAUCCAAAUGAAAGUUGGGAUCUAUUCUGCAAUAAUUUUCCUCUUGAAAAGUAUAGUGCACCAAGAUUUGAAAGCUUUAGGAGCCAUUUGUCUAAUGCUGUGGAGAAAUGUGAUGGACUGCCACAGGCAAUUGUUAUAGUGGCAGAGCGUUUAUUGGAAUGCAAGGACAACAUACAACAUGAAUUGAAAAAGAUUGAAAAAGAAAUUGAGUUGUUGGGAAUUCUAGAUUAUAGUGCACUCACUUUCAUUUACAAUCAGUUGCCAGAAUAUUUGAAAGUUUGCUUUUUAUAUCUUGGAAUUUUUCCAAAGCGCAGUGAAAUCCAAGUUAAAACCCUUCUUAGGUUAUGGAUUGCUGAAGGAUUUGUGAAGCCAUCAAAGAAUGAGGAGUUAGAAAAGAUUGCUUAUUGUUACUUAAAGGACCUCAUUGAUAGAAGUCUUGUGUUAAUAAGCAAUUGGACUAUUGAUGGAAAAAUUAAGACUUGUAGGGUGCACAGUGUCAUACAUAACAUUUGUUUCAGAGAGGCUCAGAAAGAGGGAAUUUUAUGUGCAGUAAAUACUCAGCAACUCCCAAGGUGGGCAUUAAAUGGAUUUGCAAAUUCAUGUCGUUGGUUUAGUUUAUGCAAACAUAGUUUUGACUAUUAUGUGUUGUUUAGUUCAAACAACCCUCGCUCCAUUUUCUUCUUUCAAGAAAAUUCUGAUUUUUUUGUACCCUUCAAGCUAUUAAGAGUUAUGGCAUUCAUUCCAUCCCCAUUCCUCCAAAGAGUGCCAAUGCAUUUAGGGGAUUUAGUUUUUCUUAGAUAUUUAUCUGUAACACAAUGGUUUGAAGGUCUCAACGAUGUAGUGUCAACUAAUCUAAAUUUGCAGACACUUGUUGUUUUCGGAAAUGACAGUGAAUCACAACUUGGAGUACCUACUCUCCAUUUGCCAUCAACAAUUUGGGAGUCACCACAAUUAAAGCAUCUUGAACUUGGUUCUUUGUAUAAGGUUGAUCCUCCCAGUGUGGUUAAAUGGAAUUUGCAAACAUUAUAUUGGGCAGGUCCAACUCAUUGUAGAAAGAAAUUGUAUUCCAGUUUUCCAAACAUAAACAAACUGAAAAUAUUUUGUAAAGAAGACAUGGAGCCCAUUCACAUUGGUGGAUCUUCCCGCAAAGACAUCAUUUUGGAUAACUUGGACUAUUUAGCACGACUUGAGAGUCUAACGAUUUCAGUUUCUGUUGGCUCAGUUGUAACAUUUCCUAAACGGUGUAUGUUUCCUUCACAACUGAAGAAACUGAGGUUGAAAGGGACUAAUCUUUCUAGGAGGGAUUUAAAUGUAAUUGGCACAUUGAAAUGCCUUGAAGUGCUCAAGCUGGAAAAUGCUUUCCAUGAAGAAGUGUGGAGAGUAGCUGAAGGAGGAUUUUUUGGAUUAAAGUUCUUGCUCCUUAAAGAUAUAAAACUCAAGAGGUUGGAGGCUUACAGAUAUUCUUUCCCAUAUCUUGAGCGCCUAGUUCUAAGAUGUCUUCAUUAUUUGGAAGAGAUUCCUAGCAGUUUUGGAGAAAUUUUCUACUUGAAGUCAAUUGAGUUGGAUAGGUGCAGCCGCUCUUCCAUUGUUGCUUCUGCCAAGGAUAUUCAAGAGAAGCUAGAGAAAAAUUUUGGAAAAGCAAAUUUUAAGAUCAAAAUCCAGGAGCCUGAAUAUGAUGAAUCAGGGAACAUAGUAGAGCGUGAUGAAGAUGUUGGGGUUGGAAAAUUUGAAAAAGCUAAUUUUGAGAUCAAAAUCCAGGAGCCUGAAUAUAAUGGUGUUGGUAAAUUCAAGUCGUACAUCCACAAAUUAAAGAAUAAGAGAUGGAGAAAUAUGUUGAGGCACAAGCCCAAAAGUAGCUUGGUGGGCCAAGCAGAUUUGAGAAGAGAAACAUGAGAUGAGAGGAAGAGUCUGUAAAAGACAACUUGGUCAGGCUCAUAGUGAAUUAACUGCAAUGAGAAAACCGGGCAGGGCAAUAUUAAGUGCAGAAUAUCUGGUAUCUACAUCAUAUCAUUCUUGUGUGUGUUUCAGUACAGUUGGUGAAUUCAGGAAAUUAAAAUUUUCCCAACUACAUUCACAACAUUCUUCUAUAUGUCGUCCACUUUCAAGUAUGCAAUCUCUUUUCAGACAAGUAUAUGAAAGUAGAAGAAGAAAAUAUCAAAAUGCAGGAGCUAGAAUAUGAUGAAUCACAGUAUACUGAUAUAGAAGAUGACUUGGGCGGAAUCACAGUGAGUAGUUAACUGCAACUAGAAAAAUGAUAUGCUGAGAUUGGUAAGCUAAUUGUAUACCUUUAAAAAAAAAAAAAUUCCAGACUGGGAAGUUGCUGCUAUUGCUCAAAGUAUUGGAGAUCCGGAGGAGGUGGCCAUUCUCUGUUCUGUUGUUGGACAUAAUAGAAAGAUGGAGCAGCAUUCGACGUAUAUAUAUGGUUUUGUCAAUGUUUCAUUCUGAAGGCUUUAUAUAUAUGGAUAGCUCAGGUUCAGGCAGGCAGGCUGCAAUACAUACUCUGAUCUCAGCUUAAUUUCCAUCUAAUGAUCAGACUUGAGACUACUGCAUAUCCCAAAUCUUGAGCGUCUAGAUAGUCUUAAGAUAGAUUUUGUUAUUGUUUGGAAGAGGUCCCUAGAGCUUUGAAGGCAUAGCGGUGAGGCUGAAGUUAAUUGAAUUGCGUAGGUGUACGUAACACUUGGGUUAUUGCUUUUGCCAACCGCUGCUUCCUAGAAAAGCAACGGAAAUCUACCUAGCUAGUACAAAUUUGAUCGAGGUUAGAAGAACUUUUUAACAACGAACAUAAAUCGUAAGGAGAUGCCUACUAGCUGCUGGUCACUAUUAUGCUCUUAUGCUUGAGUUCAUUCAAUUCUAAUGUUGAUGCACCUCCAAGAAAUCAGAAAUCAUGGACCCAGAUAGAUAAAUAUGUAAAGCAUAGAUACAGAGUUUGUUGAGAGGAACUGGGCGGGAAGCUGCUAGUGCUCAAGUAUUGGAUAUGUAGAGUUGAGAGGAACUGCGGGCUUUUGGUGAUAUACAUAUCAAUAUAUCAUGUUAUGUAAUGAAGUAGUAGACGGCAAAUUAUAGUCUAUAUUGUAUUGUAGAUUUUGGUCUAAAAAUAACCUUCAAAUAUAUGUAGUUGACACAUUUUGUACUUGCAGGUGAAAGUUUAUGUAUCAGUAAGCUUGUAGCUA